Molecule: messenger RNA, 366 nt
Organism: Entrophospora candida
Lineage: Eukaryota; Fungi; Glomeromycota; Glomeromycetes; Entrophosporales; Entrophosporaceae
Source: the annotation of a GenBank genome assembly
CGUUAUAAUAAUAUUCAAAAAUUUACUUCUAAUGAGUUCACAUGGCGUCCUAAUAGAACCUGGUUAAUUCGGGAUGAUUCUUCAAAUUUGGAAGUAUUGGAAUACCAUAAUAACUUACAAAUUACAGAGACUCCAGAGAAUAAUUAUUAUAAUUUACUUACAGUUGAAGGAUGUGAUAUAGACAUAGAUCAAAAAACAUAUGUACCAAUUCUUCCUGGAUAUUCAAUUAUUACAAAUAUUGGAGGAUCAUAUAUUCGUUUUACUAUUAAAAAAAAUGAACAGAAUCUUUUGUAUUUUGCUUGGUAUGAUUAUGGCAAUGAUAGCACUUUAACAUCAGAAGAACAUUCUUACUCGGCUUCCAAGUAG